AUGUUCUAUAGUGUGCAGCGAUCUGGAACCGAGCAUGGUGCCUACAAGAUAGGCCAGGUUGAGAACUCAACGUUAUGCGGUUACAAGAGCAAAGAUCGAAUGCCUUUCAGUUUGGAUGCGGGUAUAUUCGCUGUGUCGGGAUCUAUACACACGGAGACUCUGGAGAUGGAGGUCACUCUGGAAGUGUAUAAAAUGAGCUUGGGUAUCUUGAACGGAUACCCCAACCAGGAUUUCAAAGUCGAUCUGGAUCUAAAUAUGGUGAAGGGAAGGAUUGAGAUACGAUUGACUGCCUUUGAUGAAUUGUGGCUUGAUAUCGAUACAAAAGUCUUCCAGGUGGCCGAGAAUGGCUCCGGGCAGUUCAUAGAAUACAGGAAGGCUCAUCUCAUUCAAGAAAUGCCGGGUAUUAGGUGCAAACCUUGGGUUUCCAAUGGUGUCAAUAUUUAG
Messenger RNA from Penicillium mononematosum, 444 nucleotides. RefSeq lists its product as uncharacterized. The transcript has 3 exons. The record is from RefSeq and is a predicted model, not a curated record. NCBI's taxonomy places the organism in Eukaryota, Fungi, Ascomycota, Eurotiomycetes, Eurotiales, Aspergillaceae. Bases 1 to 444 code for a protein of 147 amino acids.